Plutella xylostella (diamondback moth) is the source of this 3259-nucleotide messenger RNA. NCBI's taxonomy places the organism in Eukaryota, Metazoa, Arthropoda, Insecta, Lepidoptera, Plutellidae. The record is from RefSeq and is a predicted model, not a curated record.
CUUACUAGCGCCAUCUAUAAUCAGUUUUUGUCUAUGUUGGUAUCUCUCUUUUAUAGUGCGUACAGACCGGCCCAACAACGAUGGGUAUUUAACGUUCGCAAGCGUUGGCUUCCGCACGCUCGUUGGAGUUCGUUAAUACAUUCAACGAAACCCGUUCGUUUGGCCGGUCUGUACCCAGCUUUACUGUCAUGUGCAUGGUACAAUCACUAGCUUAUUCGACUCUUUAUCACAAUGUACUACAACUUUGCCGAGACGUGAGACGGCUGGCCCAGCAUGUAUAACGGCAAUAAUGUAAGUUCACCAUUAUCAUUAAUCUGUGACUUGACAUUUUAUGUCAAAAUGACAAACGUUAGUUAGUCUGUGAUUUAUGUGAAGACGGUGUGUGUGUGUGAAGCUUGUGUGAAGACUGUGAAGCCUAUUAUCUAUUCUCAGAUCUCUGAUUCUCUUCUAAAAAGUCCUUUUUCUUUUCAUCUUGGAUUGUAAACUAUAUUUAUUACUAACAGUAGGGAUUCAAAUACAAUAACGAUACAGUGGAUUUUACAAUACAAUACAAUAAUCUUUAUUUGCACACCAUAAAAAAACUUAAGUUGGACUGGAGUUCUGCUAUCAUCCUGGAAUAUUUGACACAACGCCAUGGUAUAAUAACGGUACAAUGUCAUAUAUCAAGUGUUCAUAUCUUAACUGUGGGAAUAUCAACAUGAAGAAUCCGGAGUUGUCAUUGUUUAGCUUCCCCAUUAAUGAUAAAUCCCGUCUAAAGCUUUGGAUCCAGAAUUCAGGAAAUUCACAACUGGAUUCAUUAACCAAUAAUGAACUGAGGUAUCAUUACAUUUGUGCCGCUCACUUUCCUAAUGCAAGAGAUCGUAGACAACUACAUAGAGACAUACUACUUGGUUCCGCUGUUCCAUACCAUUUUCAAUCCACUGAAACUGAAACAGCAUCAACACCUUCCAUGAGUCAUGUUAAAGAUGUGGAAAUAAAUACUAGAGCAGUCUCUCCUGACGUGUUGAAAGUGAUACCACCUAAAAAGUUUUAUGAAAACAAAAAUAAACAAAAUCGUUUACAGGAAUCGACUCCUGUAUCAAGUAGUACAGGAGAGCAGUAUAAAAUGGAGGAUGACAUAGACAUAGAGGAGCAUGAUCUGUUGGACGACCCCGCCUUGAGGAGCGUGUUUCCAGAUCUUGUCAUCCUCAAACGGGAAAUCAUUGAUUUUGUUGGUGAAGAAACCCCAACAACGACAGAAGUUCCAAAUAGAAAUGAAAACCAACUGGAUGAAACAUUGGAGGAGAACAGUGGGAGUCCUCCCGUGUGCCCCGCGCAUGACACAGAUGUCAAACCUGACGUGUUAUCUACGGACAUGGAUUACACUAUAACUGUCAAGGGAAACAGUUUGACAGAAUUUGAUGAAAUUGAAACUGAAAUCAAGAAGGAAUCAGAGAAUGUUGUACCAAAUGAAUUGCCAUUUUACAGAAACAGAAUUAUACUUGGCAAGAUACAAGUAGAUGAGUCUGACGAAGAACGAGAAAUUGAUGCACCAGCUGACUGUAAUAAUGUUGUAAACAUCAAAACAAACAAUGAUCAAGAUUUGGCAGGCUCAAUAUACACUGAUGUAAAUAGAAGCAUGAGGAUAACUAAACAGUAUUUUGAAAUGGAAAAAUGUUUGGGAGCGAAAAUUAUUCUAACAAACUGUUAUACAACUCUAUUGAACCAUAACUGUUACUGUGCUCAGUGUGCAGUGUUGUUCCCCACCACUGAAGCGUAUAGUGAACAUUACACGAGCACACACACCGAGACCACUCACUCAACUAAAGCCCCGGCUUCUCUUGUAUUGACACAUAGACAAAUAAUUUACCCACCUGAGAAGGCAUAUGUGUGCGACACCUGCAAGAAAACAUGCAACACAAAAAGUAAAUUGAUAAAGCACAUGUUAGUUCACACUGAAGAAAAACCAUUCGAGUGUAUAACUUGCAAUAAAACCUUCAGUAACCUAUACACUUUGAAUAAACACAACUUAAUUCACACUGGCGAAAAGCCAUUCCAGUGUGACAUUUGCACGAAAACAUUCUACCGAAGACCUAAUUUGAAGUGGCACAAGUUAACUCACACUGGCGAUGAGCCAUUCCAAUGUGACAUUUGCACGAAAUCAUUCUUCCGAAUAUGUGAAUUGAAGACCCACAAGUUAGUUCACACUGGCGAUAAGCCAUUCCAGUGUGACAUUUGCACGAAAACAUUUACCCAAAGAAUAAAUUUGAAGAGCCACAAGUUAAUUCACACUGGUGAAAAACCAUUUCAGUGUGAAACUUGCAACAAAACAUUCAGAUAUGUAUUGGCUUUAAAACGACACACGCUAACUCACACUGGUGAAAAGCCAUUCGAAUGUGACAUUUGCAAGAAAUCAUAUAACCAAAUAAGUCAUUUGAAGAGCCACAAGUUAGUUCACACUGGCGAAAAGCCAUUCGAAUGUGACAUUUGCAAGAAAUCAUAUUACCAAAAAAGUCAUUUGAAGAGCCACAAGUUAGUUCACACUGGCGAAAAGCCAUUCGAAUGUGAAACUUGCAAGAAAACAUUUAACCGAAGAAGUAAUUUAAAGAGCCACAAGUUAAUUCACACUGGCGAAAAGCCAUUCCAGUGUGACAUUUGCACGAACACAUUUAGCCAAAGAUGUUAUUUGACGAGCCACAAGUUACUUCACACAGGCGAGAAAUUCCAGUGUGACAUUUGCAAGAAAACAUUUUGCCGUAAAGGUAGUCUUAAGAGGCACAUCAUGUUACUUCACACUGCAUCACAGGCAUAUGAUUCUGAUGCGUCGGAAAUAAUAUGAGAUCCGGGAAACAUGAGGAAACAUAGUACAUGACACGGCGUGAAACAGCGGGAUGUCAGUGAGUGUCAGUGGGGCGCGCUGCGGGCGAGGGCUCGGCCUCCGCCUGUCCCCUCACUGCAGGCAGCGCCGGCGACGCACAGGCCGCGUUGUCGACACGCUCUCCUACACACCCACAUACAAGCGACUCCACCUACACUAACCACCUCAGUUGCAAUUCUGACAUCGGCGCGGACGGUCGCUUUCUAGCGGCGCCGUCUGUAGCCGUCACGUGUGACUCACUACUGAGUGACCCGGCUGCUCAAGGACAGCGUCCUGUUGUACACCGAGAUGCCUGAAAUCUCGGCUCAAUUGUAAGCCUCGGAACAUUUUAAAAUGAUAUGAAAUCGGUAGAAAACAACUAUUUGGUUCUAUAUUUUUAAUAAACAUUAUUAUAUCAAAAUA